AUGGGUAGAGAGAGUAAUGAAGGAGAGAUGGGGUUUAAGCAUGGAGGAGGAGAUGAUGAGAGUGGGAUCUCAAGAGCUGGAAUUACAUCAAUGCCCUUGUAUGCAAAGGCAGAUCCUUUCUUCUCUUCUACAGAUUGGGAUCCAGUUGUGUCUGGGAUCACUGGUGGUGGUGGUGGUGGUGGCUUCUCAAGCUCUCACUACCAUUCAAUGGCCAUGGACAAUCCAGGGAUGGGUUGCUUCCCUCAUUACCCACCCGGUUCGGGUUCGGGUUCUGGCUAUGGAAACAUGCCUCCGAGUCUUCUUCCGUUUGGUGAGUGUGGAGGUGGUCAUUUUCUUGGUUCGGACAAGAAUGGGGAAAGUGUUGGAAGAUUGAUCAGAGCUGGAGAGUCUCAUGAGGAUCAUCAUCAUCAUCAGGUUUCAGAUGAGGGUGUUCUUGGUGCUUCCCCAACUAGAAAAAGAAGGCAAACCGAAGCCGAAUCACAAUGGAACAAGAAAGCUGUGGAGGAAUUUCAAGAAGACCCUCAGAGGGGAAGUGAUGGGAGCCAGAAGAAACAGAAAGCAGAGCAGAGUAAAGAAACAAUGAACAAGGAGAGCUCACAGAGUGAAGAAGCACCGAAAGAAAACUACAUUCAUAUGAGAGCAAGAAGAGGCCAAGCCACUAAUAGUCACAGUCUUGCAGAAAGGGUUAGAAGAGAAAAGAUCAGCGAAAGGAUGAGAUUGCUUCAAGAGCUUGUUCCGGGAUGCAACAAGAUCACGGGGAAAGCAGUUAUGCUCGAUGAAAUCAUCAACUAUGUUCAGUCAUUGCAACAACAAGUUGAGUUUUUGUCUAUGAAGCUUGCGACUGUGAAUCCAGAAGUCAACAUUGAUAUAGACAGGAUUCUCGCUAAAGAUCUUUUGCAACCAAGAGACAGAAACACUCCUACACUUGGGUUGAAUCCUUUUAGCGGUUUUCAAGGGACGAUGCCGAACAUUUCUACCAGCACAAAUCCACAGUACAACACAUUACCUCAGACAACACUAGAGAGUGAACUACAAAGCCUUUACCAAAUGGGUUUCGUCUCAAAUCCAUCGACUAUGUCCAGUUUCUCACCUAAUGGUCGAUUGAAACCAGAGCUCUAG
Messenger RNA from Microthlaspi erraticum, 1119 nucleotides. NCBI's taxonomy places the organism in Eukaryota, Viridiplantae, Streptophyta, Magnoliopsida, Brassicales, Brassicaceae. The record is from the annotation of a GenBank genome assembly.